Molecule: messenger RNA, 816 nt
Organism: Rhizophagus irregularis DAOM 181602=DAOM 197198
Lineage: Eukaryota; Fungi; Glomeromycota; Glomeromycetes; Glomerales; Glomeraceae
Source: RefSeq, a predicted model, not a curated record
AUGUCAGGAACUCAUAUUAACAGACCAAGGCCUAAUAAGUGUAUUGACAUUAUUUUAGACAAUGAUUAUAAUAAAAUUGUGCCUAAACCCAUCAAUCUUCAUCCUGGAUACGAUAUUGAAUAUAUUAGAAACAAAUAUGGUUUUCAUUAUCCUGGUCAAUUCGAAAAGAUGAUUGAGGUGGAAAAAAGAUAUGAUAAUUUAUCUAUUAUUAGUUCGUAUGAAACUCCUCAGCAAUGGGCUAUUCGUGUAAAAGACGCUUUGCAAGCAUUGAUUACUGAAGGCCAUAAAAGUUAUUAUCAUGUAUUCUGCCUUUUCAGAUCAUCUGGACAAGGAGUAACCAAGACAUACUAUAGUAACUACGAAGGGAGAGAAGUUGCCAUUGGUUAUCACAGACCUAAUAUUCACAAUAGCAAAAUGGCUAUUUGUUUCGAUUGUUGGAAAUUAGUAAAGAUCACUGAUGAAAAACCAAAAAAGACAUAUUUCAGUGGAUGGCGGAGAUAUGGGUAUAAGAUUAAGCCUGAAGAUUUGAUGAAGAAUCAUUGGGAUAACUCAUGUUCCAAGACUAAUAAAUAUAUAGAAGCCUAUCUUCUUGCAAGAUCAAAGUCAGAAAUAUUGUGUGAAAAAUCUUCUGACCAGAGGGGGGUAUUAUAUCCUGAAAAAAUUACACCUGAUUCCCUCCUGCAGUUUGAUAGAACAAGUGGAAGCGAAAUAUUUAUCUCAUCUAUAUAUGCAAAACAAAAAAACUUAACCCAUCUUAAUCAGCCAAAAGGCACUGCGUUAAGAUUGAGAAAUGGAACACUAAUCACAAUUGUCUAA